AUGUCUGAGGAAAUACAAUCAGGGUCAUCGACAGAAGACCUCGAUGGUCAAACUGUGAAAGGGUCCGUUGAUCCAAAUACUAACGUUGAUGAACUGCGUUCAAACAUCAAUGCAAAGCUAGAAAACCCACUACGUGGCUUUACAACAAGGGAGCUUGCCGCAAAAGGGGAGGCUUAUUGCAGAGACAAUGGCAUCAGUGAUGAAGAGGACAUCAGAGCCUUCCGUCUAGGCGCUGUCAUUGCCCAGAAUUUCGAGCUCUAUGCGGACUGCGAAGGCCUCACUCCUGACGAGAACGACGCGUUGGAAUCUGAAAUUGAGCAUAAAUGGCGCCAACCAUGGUACCUUUGGCUCAUCGUUAUACUCUGCUCAAUAUGUGCCGCUGUGCAAGGAAUGGAUGAAACUGUCGUAAACGGCGCCCAGAUCUUCUACUCCAUACAAUUCGGAAUCGGAAACAAAACAAGCUCAAGAGACUCUUGGCUUGUCGGUCUUGUCAACUCUGCCCCGUAUCUUUGUUGCGCUUUAAUCGGUUGCUGGCUCACUGUCCCUAUGAACAAGUAUCUUGGGAGAAGAGGGACUGUCUUUUGGACCUGUGUCAUAUCCGCUGUAGCCUGUUUUGCGCAAGCCUUUACAAAUAACUGGUGGGGCAUGUUCGUCGCUCGCUUUGUCCUUGGAUUUGGCAUUGGACCCAAAAGUGCAACUGUACCUAUCUAUGCAGCCGAAUGCGCUCCACCAAAAAUUCGGGGAGCGCUUGUAAUGCAAUGGCAGAUGUGGACAGCAUUUGGUAUUAUGCUCGGAUUUGUUGCUGAUCUCGCCUUUUAUCACGUGCCUGACAGAUCGGGGAUCAUUGGCCUUAACUGGCGUUUGAUGAUGGGCUCUGCAAUGUUCCCAGCUGUCAUCGUUUGUUGCUUUGUGUUCAUGUGCCCUGAGUCUCCACGAUGGUACAUGAGUAAGAACCGCCACCAAAAAGCAUACCAGUCAAUGUGCUCUUUACGAUACAAUAAGAUUCAAGCAGCUCGUGAUAUCUUUUACAUGCACACUUUAUUAGAGAUUGAAAAGGAGACUAUGGUCCUCAAGAAGAACCCGAUCUUGGAACUCAUCAAAGUUCCACGCAACCGUCGUGCUUUCCAGGCUUCGGAGAUCGUGAUGUUUAUGCAACAGUUCUGCGGAGUAAAUGUAAUUGCAUAUUACAGCAGUGAGAUCUUCUUGGAAUCCGGCUUCGACGAAAUCAGAGCUCUUUCCGCCUCCCUAGGUUUCGGCAUCAUCAAUUUUCUUUUUGCUCUUCCAGCAGUCUGGACAAUCGACCGAUUCGGCAGGCGCAACCUUCUCCUCACUACCUUCCCUAUCAUGUCCCUCUGUCUCUUCUUUACCGGCUUCAGUUUCUGGAUCCCAGAGGGUUCAACUGCAAAAGUCGCUUGCAUCGCUCUAGGUAUCUAUAUAUUUGGUAUAUUUUACUCACCCGGCCCCGGUCCUGUACCAUUCACCUAUUCCGCUGAAGCAUACCCGCUUUAUAUCCGUCCUCUCGGAAUGUCCUGCGCCACGGCCACGACCUGGUUCUUCAACUUCGUCUUGUCGAUCACCUGGCCUUCCCUCCUUAAAGCGUUCAAACCACAAGGUGCAUUCUCCUGGUACGCGUGCUGGAAUAUCAUCGGUUUCCUAGGCGUUUUAUUCUUCGUGCCUGAGACCAAGGGGCGCUCGCUUGAGGAGCUGGAUCAGGUAUUCAGUGUUCGCACGAGAGACCAUGCUGCGUAUGGCGCUAGACAAGUUGGGUACUUCAUUAAUAGGUAUAUAUUGAGAAAGGAUGUUGAGCCUGAGGACUUGUAUGCCUUGAAGGAGGUUGAGCACCGUCCUGAUAGCUAUCAAACGGAGAAGCCUACGGAUCCGGUGGAGAGGGUUUAG
Messenger RNA from Glarea lozoyensis ATCC 20868, 1896 nucleotides. RefSeq names its product MFS general substrate transporter. The record is from RefSeq and is a predicted model, not a curated record. Gene Ontology annotation, cellular component: membrane. Gene Ontology annotation, biological process: transmembrane transport. Bases 1 to 1896 code for a protein of 631 amino acids. Gene Ontology annotation, molecular function: myo-inositol:proton symporter activity. Lineage: Eukaryota; Fungi; Ascomycota; Leotiomycetes; Helotiales; Helotiaceae. The transcript has 6 exons.